ACUACAGUUGUUUUCGUGUGCAGCGACUCAGAGUAUGCCGCCGCCUCGCGCAUCAGCCGUUGUUUCUUCUGUUUGUCCUGUAUGCUGGUUUUACGUCAUGAUUUAAAAGACUUUGUGAAUGUACAAAUUGUGCAGAAGGUAUUCAGUGUGCUAUCAUUGUCUCUCGUCAGAUGCCCAACUUGAUCCGAAAGUGCGUAGUCAUCUCGGCACACAAGAAGACGUCUUCUUCAUGCCCAUAACAUCGAGGAGCAGUUCUUGCAGUGACAAAAUCGACCAUGACUGGUUUCCAUCCAUAGAAAGUCAAAUAUGUUCAUCAUCGUCUUUGUGUGUGACCUUAACGCCCAACAUUGAAAAUUCCACGUUUGUAGUCCGAGGAUGCAUGGAAUACAUCUUACGGCAUAGUUUGAAAAGGCAAAAUAUCCAUAAAAAAGGCUGCUACCUCGUUCGUUCACUGCCAGCUCGCUAUCCACCCAAAUUCACUGUCGAUUACCUGCUUUGCGUAUGUAAAGGUGAUUACUGUAAUGGUGAACAACCGCCAGACUUCUUACCGGGACCAUAUAAUUUUCACGGUAACAUGGUAUUACCGCUACAUCGUAGAGAAGAUCUUUUAUUAGCUCCAGGAAUGCGAAUGCAACUUGAAAAUAAUUAUUAUAAAAUUAAUGACACAUCCCACGACCUACAAAGCUUGCCCAAGACAAAGAUCAUCUUAAAUAUGGCUGGUUAUGUAUAUAAUGCGUAA
Cylicocyclus nassatus is the source of this 739-nucleotide messenger RNA. The record is from the annotation of a GenBank genome assembly. Lineage: Eukaryota; Metazoa; Nematoda; Chromadorea; Rhabditida; Strongylidae.